This is a messenger RNA of Funneliformis geosporum, 675 nucleotides long. NCBI's taxonomy places the organism in Eukaryota, Fungi, Glomeromycota, Glomeromycetes, Glomerales, Glomeraceae. The record is from the annotation of a GenBank genome assembly.
AUGAAUCCAACGAUUGACUUUUCUGCCAGCAAGGAGUUAAGCCCAGAGGAAUAUGAAGCUGCUGGAUUUCUUUUGGAGGACUUAAUUAAAACCAUCGAAACCGCCCAAAAGAAAUUAGAACAAAAUAAUGCCGCUUCUUCCUCUGACUUAACCGAUAAUGAAAGCGAAGAAUUAAUUAAAAAAAUGGUUACGGAUAAGGCUCAGUUAAAAAUCCAAAAAGAAAAAAUAGAAAACAAAACUCCAACCAACGAUGCAGAGAAGGUUUUCCGAGACCAAUUAUUAGCCGAAAAUGCUCAGGAAAUGGAGGAGCGAGACAAAGAAAUAGCCAGAUUAAAAAAACAAAAACCUACUAAUACUGAAACCGAAUUACAAAAAUUGGCUCAGAAAGUCCAGUUAGAACUCAAUGAAAACGAAGUACUUGCUUGUUUGGAGACUUUUGCUCACUUGGAAAAAUUGCUCAGCAAUUUUAAAAAAGAGCAAGUAGGGAAGAGAACCAAACCGAUGGCUAGAAUUAAGGUCGGCCACCUGACUUUGAAGGACUUAACUAGGCUAAAAAAACAAUUUUCUCAGUCAAGAAUUAGUAGAAAAGACCAGUCAAAAAAUUCUCUGAACACCGAGGAUGGAGGUGUGGCCGAGCGGUUGAAGGCGGUAGUCUUGAAAACUACUAAUACUUUU